AUGGAUGUUCAUUCAUCUUCUACGACUACAAUGCAAUCAGAACCAAAACAGAUUCCUAUUACAGUCUUCACUGGAUUUCUUGGAGCAGGAAAAACAACUAUAAUCCUGUCCUUAAUACCACACCUUCCCAAAGAUUAUAAACUAUGUCUGUUGAAAAAUGAGUUUGGGGAUAUUGCAGUCGACAGUGAAUUGGCACGGGAGAGUAAUGUAUCGGUACAGGAGAUGCUAAAUGGGUGUCUAUGUUGUGUGUUGGUGGGCCAGAUGAAAAAUGCUUUGACCGAACUCAAAGAAAAAUAUAAUCCUGAUAGAAUUAUUAUAGAAACGAGGCAAGUAUUUCAGAGAUAUCCUAAUUGUUUGAGAAAUGAAUCUCCAAUUGCCUGGCAAAUACGUGAAAUGAACUCAAUGGGCUUUGUAUUAGACAGUAUUGCUACCGUGAUUGACUGUGUCAAUUUCUCUGGAUAUGAAGACACAAGCUAUACUGCCAAAAUGCAAGCACAGUAUACAGACGUUAUAUUGCUCAAUAAAUGGGAAAUGGUCAACGAAUACCAGUUGGAUGUAGUAAUUGAUCACAUUAAUGAAUUAAACACAGAUACACCAAAAAUUAAAUGCUGCAAGGAUAGUGGAGUAUCUCCAGAUAUCAUUUUUGGCAUUGAUACAACCCUUUUUUCUCUUUCUUCCAAAAGCAUUUCAAUAGACACUGAUCUUUCCCAUCAUCGUAAUGAAGUUGAUCUUAUUCAAAUAGUUAUUCCUUCGAACAUUACAUCAUACGAUAUCCAUUCUAAGGACACGUUUGAAAAUUUUCUAGCCUCUCUUCCCAAAGAUGAGAUCAAUGAGAAACAGAGAGGAGAGGGGAUUAUAUUGAAAUUGAUAUUCAUGGGUGAGUUGAGGACGCAUUUGGAUAAAGUAAAAAAAGCACUUGAUGUUAAUGAUCAAUGUGUUAAAGUACACUAUGCACACAGAUGA
Paraglomus brasilianum is the source of this 963-nucleotide messenger RNA. The record is from the annotation of a GenBank genome assembly. NCBI's taxonomy places the organism in Eukaryota, Fungi, Glomeromycota, Glomeromycetes, Paraglomerales, Paraglomeraceae.